UUAAAACCACUCGUUCACGUAAUUCUCACAAAGCAUAACAAACACCCACAAGAAGUGUGUCCCAUUUCACCAUAUUUGUUACUUAUGAACGAUAGAUUAAAAAAACUACAAGGUUUGAGGUUAUGUCUACCUGUGACCUUGAACGUCCCAAUUACUAAAAGCACACAAGACACGUGUCAGCACUCCAACAAAACGGUUUAAGAGAGUCACACAGUUCACAGUCGACUGUUCUUUUAAACAACAUGAAAGUGGUAGUUUUGCCUGCGCUUUCCGACAACUAUAUGUAUCUUAUAGUUGACGAAAAAACUAAGCAAGCGGCAAUCGUGGACCCGGUCACCCCCGAUACGGUACUGGAAGCCGUUGAACGGGAAGGUGUUAACUUGACAAAAGUGCUGACAACUCAUCACCACUGGGACCACGCAGGGGGUAACGAGCAACUCGUGAAAAAGUCGAAAAAUGCGCUGCAGGUUUUCGGGGGCGAUAAGAGAAUUGGGGCGCUUACGAAUCUCGUGAAGCAUGGAGAUAAGUUUUCGAUUGGGGAUAUUAAUGUGGAGUGUCUGUUCACGCCGUGUCAUACAACGGGGCAUAUUUGUUACUAUGUAAAUGCUGGAGGGCAGCCCCCUGCGGUUUUCACAGGGGACACUUUGUUUGUGGCUGGGUGCGGGCGCUUCUUUGAAGGUACAGCUGAACAGAUGCAUGCAGCCUUGAUCGAUAUUUUGGGAAAUUUACCUGAUAAUACUCAAGUCUAUUGUGGGCACGAAUACACUGAACAAAACUUGAAAUUUGCGAAACACGUGGAGCCCGACAAUCCCGAUAUUUUGAACAGAAUUGAAUGGGCUAGAGUCAAAAGAGGGAAUAGGGAGCCCACAGUACCUUCGACCAUUGCUGAUGAAAAACAAACCAAUCCCUUCAUGAGGGUGUGCCAGAGUUCAGUGCAAAAACACGCAAAGUGUGAGAAUUCUAUCGCAGCAAUGCAAGCCAUCCGCAAGGAAAAGGAUUCAUUCAAAGCUUAGAUAUUGUGUAAAAAAUAUAAAUUCGUUGUUUAUGCUUAUAUUAUUUUUUCAUAUUAUAUUCUGAUAAUUCC
This is a messenger RNA of Zophobas morio, 1084 nucleotides long. RefSeq names its product hydroxyacylglutathione hydrolase, mitochondrial. The record is from RefSeq and is a predicted model, not a curated record. Gene Ontology annotation, molecular function: hydroxyacylglutathione hydrolase activity. NCBI's taxonomy places the organism in Eukaryota, Metazoa, Arthropoda, Insecta, Coleoptera, Tenebrionidae. The transcript has 3 exons. Bases 243 to 1013 code for a protein of 256 amino acids.